AUGUCUUCAGACUCCAAUCCACAGCUUCGAAUGCCAGGGUUCAAUGUAGAUUUGAACUAUGAGCCCAAUCGAAAUAUUUUUGGUAUGGGAAUCAAUGGGUUCCAGAAUGGUUUAGAUAAGGAUCACCAUGCAUAUGGCUGCAUGUAUGACCUGGUCACCCACCGAGAGGUUCUCAUGAUGCAAGUCAUGAAUACCAUCACCGAUAAGCCUGAAUGGGAUCAAAAGAUCUUUGAUGAGGAUAUCACGGCUAAAUGGCAGAAUGAAAUCAUCCAAAGCGGACAAGACGUGACUCCGAAGAUGAUGGAUUGGAUUGUCAAAGAGCUUCAAUGGAAAACCGGGGUCUUCAAAGAGGAAGGGAUUGUCCGUGUCUUUGAUGUGGGCGUUAUUAAGUCGGAUACCGCCAUAUCGAAAGAACUACAGCAGGCAUUAAAAGAGGCCGUGAAGCCUCUGAAGAAUAUUCCAGAGGACCAGAAAGACUAUCACCCGGGAUCUGACAACAAGGUGAUCAAUUUAGUGGAUCCCUCACUAUUUCCGGUGAUAUACGGCCAGACUCGUGUUCUAGCAAAUAGAACAAUCGGUACCAAUGACUGCAUACGCAGCGUGGGACAGGGGGACUUGGUCCUCCUUCCUUCCAGGGAGAACUGCUGUUUGCCUAUUGAACACAACGAGUUUCAAGCUCAUAAUCGAGAGAUGGAGAUCCCAGUUUUCAACGAAAAGUCCCAAUGGCUCCCAUCCGACGUUGAACUCACUCAUAAUUCCGGCUGCACAAUUGUCUCGUAUAUUAACAAUGUCCAUCCCGUUGGCCAUAAAAGGCUCUAUGAUGUGGUUGAGAAGAUCAUCGCCUGCACAAUCCCACUCUGGGAUCAGAGCUUGACAGAAUUCUAUAGCUACAGAAUCAAUUACCGGGAAGUCAAUUUCGAAAGGCAUACAGAGUCUAGACCCACUUCGCCUGAGAGAGAUGACGAGGAAGAAAUCGAUACCGAAGACGAGGCUGAAGAGUGGUUCUUGGAACCUAUAUGGCAGUGGGACAAUACCCGUCCUAUUCUACUCCCUGAACCGGGCGAGUUUACUUUCCCUGGGGAAUGGCGCAGGGUCAAUCUACGGAAUCAAUUCUCCGGAACGAAGCUGCAGGUCAUUGUGAAGUUGGCCAAUAUCGAAUUGACCUCUAACAACCCUGAUUAUGAAGGGGAUUCAUGGCACCUGGAGGGGCAGCUAAACGAGCGUAUUUGUGCCACCGCAAUCUACUACUACGAAAGCGAAAACAUCAUCGAGAGCACUCAAGCUUUCCGUCAACAUGGAAUGGAUAGCAUGAUAAAUAUCGGCUAUCAACAUGGGCACCACCAGUUCCUACAAGCGGUCUACGGCUUUGGCGAUGACGUCCGGGGCAACGGCAGCACUAAUGUCACACAAGAUCUUGGCGGAGUUGUCUGCCAGGACGGCCGACUCCUCACAUUUCCUAACACCGUCCAACACCGAGUCUCCCCGUUCUCGCUAGCCGACCGAUCUAAGCCUGGCCAUCGUAAGAUCCUCGUACUAUUUUUGGUGGAUCCUCAUCGGCGGGUUAUCUCCUCUGCCAAUGUGCCUCCGCAGAGGGAGGAUUGGGGUGGCGAUAGGCAGCUGGCGGUGAAUCAAGUGCUGUCAAGACUACCUUUGGAAUUGCAGUAUAUUGUUGAGAGCUACAUCGACCCCCUAAUGACGAUGGACAAAGCUAAGGCGCACAGGGUGGAGCUUAUGAAAGAGCACGAGCUCAAAUCGGAGAGACUUAACCAAAAUUUUGAGACGGACAACUUCCGCCUCAGAUAG
Messenger RNA from Penicillium expansum, 1803 nucleotides. RefSeq names its product DUF4246 domain-containing protein. Lineage: Eukaryota; Fungi; Ascomycota; Eurotiomycetes; Eurotiales; Aspergillaceae. The record is from RefSeq and is a predicted model, not a curated record. The transcript has 5 exons. Bases 1 to 1803 code for a protein of 600 amino acids.